AUGAAUAACAGUUUAAGUAAACAAAUCUUGAAUGCAAGUGGUGGAAUAUUUGGAGGUGUAGAAUAAAAUUAAGAAAAUGAGACAAAUAACAACAAUAAGAGAGGUUCUAUAUUUUCUCUUUAUCAUGUUCAUACUAACUCACUGCUUUAGCAAAAGACUUUGACUAUGUACUAGACUAAAACAGAAUACUCAGAUGUAAAUAGAUAGAAAUCUGAAGUCACAUUAGGAGCAGAUAAAAGAAGAAAAUUACUAACUUAAGAAGAUUAAGAUCUGAAAACACUUAACUAAAAAAAAUCAUUUAAGUCUUAAGAUAGCAAUCAAGCUUAUGACUCUUCUACUUUAAGAGAGCACGAAAUAGAUUAAGAGGACCAUGAAAAAAUAGUCAUAGAGUCAAAUGAGUUUGAUGAUAGGGGAGAGAUAAAGAGUGGAGCAAUUUUGGAUAAAUAGAAUUAUAUGAAAGGUUCAUAAACUUCUUGCUAACUAAUCUAGCUAAAUGAAGAAUCUAUGAAUCAUCUAAAUGAUAACAGCCAAAGCGAAAUUUCAAUGUAAGGAUAGCGUAGAAGUCACAAUUAACUUGUGUAAGGGUUAGAUAAGAAUAAUAUAGUUUUUAGUAGAAAAUAAUAGAGCAAGAAUAAUCAAAGUAAUAGCUAAAAUAUGAAUUCAUCGAUUAGUAGAAAUAAUAGUAAUAUGCCUUCACCUCUUAGCAAGACUAUGGAUUUUCAUCCAGCUGAAAGCAAUCCGCUUUUUAAUUAAUUAUAAGACAUAGCUGCUUAAGACAAAAAUCAAACUUUGUUAAAUUCUUCUGUCAAAUAAAAGUAAAACUAAGAAAAUAGUAAUUUGGUGGGAGAAAUAACCAAUCAGAAUACAGAUAUUAAAAAUAUUCAAAACAGCUUCUAAGCCACAAAAAGUAUAAUUAAAUAAGACACCAAUCCUAACUUUUAACACAGGAUAACAUAACAAAAAUCAGAAUUUUUUAAGAAUGUUGGGGCAGGAGUUAAAACUAUCUCUAAUUUUCUCUUUGUCAAUAAGGUAAAAAAGAAAUUCUUAAGCUUUUUGAGUAUGCAAAAAUUCAAGAAUUUCAAUUCGUUUCAUUUUGAAAUUGUAAACGAUGUUUCUGCGUUGGAAUAGAAUACCAACCAUUCUCAGAUGUCGAAAGAAGACAUCAAGUUGCAGCGCCUUUCGAAAGAGUAAUUUGAUGAAUAUAAAAUAAACACUUUCGUAUUCUAACCAGAUAGUAUAAUUUUAAGUAUAUGGAACAUCUUUGUAGCAUUUAUUCUGUUGUUUCUGAUAAUUGUAACACCUGUUGUAAGAUCUUUCGAAGCAGGUUAUGAUGAAACAGGAUUACAUUUAAUAUAGAAAUACUUUUCUUCAAUAAUAUUUAUUUUUGAUAUACUCAUAUCAUUUAACAAAGCUUAUUACGAUGAGGGAAUGAUAAUAACAAAUAGAAAAAAAAUUAUUAAAAACUAUUGUAAAUUUAAAUUCUAUUUUGAUGUGUUCAAUAUUAUUUGUUGCUUUCUCUUUGAAGAAGUCAGUAUUAUUUUGAUAUAUUUUGUAUCUACUUUUCGUUUGGCCUAAUGUGCCAAAAUUUGGGACGAAAUUGACGAAUACCUUGAAAUAUCAUAAAGAUAUUAAACUUUAGCUUAAAUUUUUGAAUUAAUGAUUCUAAUCUUUCUUAUAGCAAACCUAUGUGCUUGUGGAUUUUUCUAUGUUUCUAAAUACGACCAUUCUAAUGGUGUCAAUGUAACAUGGAUUUCUUUCUAGAAAAUAGAAAAUGCAGACUUCUACACUCAAUAUAUUUACUCUAUCUAUUUUGAAUUUAUCACUAUGACAACUAUAGGUUAUGGAGAUAUCUACCCUUGCUCUAAAAAUGAAAAAUUGUAUGUAAUUUUUAUGACUUUAGUAUCAGUUGCAGUGUUUGGGUAUUCUUUAAAUGCUAUAGGUGAAAUAAUAAGAGAAGUAAGCUAAAAGCUCUCUUCUUUUAAAUAAACAAAAUACGACAUAUCUAAAUAUCUAAAAAGUAGAAAUAUCACUAAGAAAGUUUAAUUAAAAAUUUAUAAAUAUCUUGAGUAUUUAAACCGUCAGGAAAUAGAAGGACACUUUUUUAUGAAAGGAGAAAAAAUAUUAAACAGAGUUUCUUAGAAUCUAAGAGAAGAAGUCUAUAGAGAAUAUUAUGGAAAAAUCAUCUCCUAGAUUUCGUUUUUCACAAAAAAUUUUUCUAAAGGAUUUUUGAAUGAGCUGUCUCUGAAUAUGAAAGAACUUAACCUAGCCCCAGGAGAUUAUUUGUUUAAACAAGGCUCCUAAGACUGUACAUUAUUCUUCCUUUCAAAAGGAGUUGUUGAAUUAAGUAUAGCUCUAUAAAAUUAUAAAUCUGAUAAAUCUAAUGAAAAAAUUUUGCACAGAUAUAAAGGAGGUGACUUAAUUGGCCAUCAAGAAUUCAUGACUGAUUAAGAACGAAUGUUUUCAGUGAGAAGUUUGGGCAUAAGUCACUUUGUAUAUAUUAGAAAGAUAGAUUUUCUAGCUAUUCUUUUGAAGUAUCCACUGGAUUAUGAGUACUUCGCUUAAAUGAAAGAUGAUUUGAUAUUUAAAAAUUAAGACAGAUUUUAAAUUUGCGAAAGCUGCAAACAAGCUGGUCAUAAUAUAUUGAAAUGCAAGUUAUUAUUUGCUAAUUAUAAUAAAUUACAACUAGUUAAGAAGUAAAAUUAUUCAGAGGAUCAUAAAGAGAGGAUUAAAGUGUUAGAAGGUCCAAAAGAAAAUUAUUUAGAAUACUCUUAUUUUUUUGAUAGAAACAUAUUUUAGGAUAUUUAAAAUAAAGAUAAAUGUGAGAUUGUCAGAAAAAAUUAAAAAAAGAAAAGAUGGGACAGGGUUACAGUUAAAGAGUUGCUUAAAAAAUUCCGUAAAAAAUUCAUAUCAGAUGCCGUGAAAUUAAAUAAAAGGUUAAAAAACUUCAAUGAUAAUAGUGGAAAUUAAGAUUAUCUUUGCGAAGAGAUUAACAGUGACAAUGAUAGCUAAUCUAAAUUGUCUGACCUAGCAGAUUAUUCCAACCAUGCAAUAAUUAAUACUCAGGCAAAUUUAAUAAAUGCAUCUUUAGGAAUGAAUACCCACAUAAAGACUUCUACUUAUUAGGCUGCAGACUCUAUGACAUUUAAAAGUUAUUAAAAAACAGCUAAUAAUUCAGAUUAUAGUGUUAACGAGAGUGAUCGCAUAUUUUAUAAAAAGUACCCUAAAAUCAAAUAUGAGGAUGGGCAAUACUUGAUUUUAAGCUCUUCCUAGCAUUCAAGUAGUGAAGUAGAAGAAGAGGGAGAUGAUGACGAUGAGUUUGAAGAUCCACUUGCGUUUGGGGAUUAUAAUGAUAGGUAUAGGACAGAUGAUGAGUACAUUAUGCAAGAUGCUAGGAAGCAAACAAUUAAUGAAUAGCAAUUAAGAAAUCAGAUAAUUAAGAGAAAUACCCAAAUAAGACCAGGAACAGGAGUUUUACCAAAUAUUCCUUCUCCUAAUAGCAGAAUAGCGAGUGUAACAAACAUGGACACUUCGAUUUAAAUUAAUGGCCUUGUGUUAGAAAGUCCCAAUCCAACUUUUUUAAAUAACAGAAUUCUUACUAAUUAAUCAACUAAUACUAAUUCAUCGAGCAUGAAUUCAGUGCCUUUGUCUUCAUUAAGUGCAGUUUAUUAACAACAAUAUGUACAGUAAACUUCCACUAAUCAGUCAAGUUCACCUCUAAAUGGACCUAUUGGAUCAAAUUCAAAUAUAAAUUUACCAACCUCUUCAAGUUAGCUACCUCCACCUACUAACAACAAUCCAACACAACCACCUACUCUAAAUAUUAAUCAACAAAUACUAAAAUUAAAUUAUUUUGAUUCUCAAGAUUUUUUAGAGGAGAGUAGUCAACAGUAAACCUAAUAAUAAUUACCUCCACCAAAUAAUUAGGAGUUUAAGAAGCUAACACUUAUUUUACCUGCAGUUGAUGAGGUAUCAGAAAUAAAUGAAGCGUCUUCGUUUGAUAUGACUAAUUCAUACUCAAAUUAACUCUCUUCUAGUCCAUUAGUUAGAAAGGGCUAAAGGGAAUCCUCAAAGCGUCAUUAGUCAAGAAAACUCUCCCAAAAUACUCUUCCAAGAUAAGAUUCUCUUAAUACGAGCUAAGAAUACACCUUAAGAAGAAAAUCAAGUAGAAAUGACUCUGCAACUGCUAAAAUAAUGAGGGACUCUUUGAAUUCUAAAAUGAGAAAAGUUACAUACUCAGAUACAGCUUUCAGAGAUUAGCUUAUUAGCAAUUUUUCAGGAAGUAACUUACAAAAUACCCUAUCUAAAUCUCACUCAAGAAGUAGCCGACACAUACCAACUUACUAAUUUGAAAGAUCUAGAAGUAGACAGAGUUAAGGAACUUUCCUAAAUAAUCAAGCAUUGUUUAUUUACACAUUUGAUACUAUGAAGGAAUACAAAUAUUAUUAUCCUCACAAUAAUGCAUCUUCAAUCAUAAAACAAAAGAUUAAAAAUUUGAAGCGUAAAAAAAUUUAAAGAGGAAAGAAAUUAAAUUUCUAAAAUACCAAUGUAGGAAUCUUAAAAUCAGCUGCCUUGAAUAAUAGUAUUCAUAUGAACAAUAAUAAUAACAUAUCUAAUAAGCUUAGACCAACAAGCUUUUCUGUAUAAAACCAAUAAAUUUGA
Messenger RNA from Tetrahymena thermophila SB210, 4659 nucleotides. RefSeq names its product cation channel family protein. NCBI's taxonomy places the organism in Eukaryota, Ciliophora, Oligohymenophorea, Hymenostomatida, Tetrahymenidae. The transcript has 5 exons. Gene Ontology annotation, biological process: potassium ion transmembrane transport; regulation of membrane potential. Gene Ontology annotation, molecular function: voltage-gated potassium channel activity. The record is from RefSeq and is a predicted model, not a curated record.